Messenger RNA from Cadophora gregata, 1038 nucleotides. RefSeq lists its product as uncharacterized. The record is from RefSeq and is a predicted model, not a curated record. NCBI's taxonomy places the organism in Eukaryota, Fungi, Ascomycota, Leotiomycetes, Helotiales, Ploettnerulaceae. The transcript has a single exon. Bases 1 to 1038 code for a protein of 345 amino acids.
AUGGCCGACCACGAUUCCCAAAUACAGACGUAUCCUCGGCCGCAAUUGACAUUCUUCGACCUUUCUCGCGAGCUUCGCGACCAGUGUUACAUCCUGGCCUUGACGACCCGAGAACCUCUGGUUGCAUGGUCCGGUAUCCAACCUUACAAUUCAGAAUCGGGCUAUGCUGAAUGCCACUUCGAUAAAGAGUUAUACAGCGCUAAGCAAUUCAAAAUUGCGACUUCUGAUGAACGGGCUACAGCCAUCAGUCUUUUUCGCUGUAACCAAACUAUUGCAAAUGAAGCAGCAACGAUAUUCUAUGGCAAGAACAACUUCUUAUUCGCAGCCGACUGGAACUGGGAGACGGUGGCUACCUGGUUUCACGGAAUUGGAUUGAAGAACCGCACAUUCGUGACUUCGAUCGAGUUGUGGCAAUAUCCGCCUGCUCACGCGUGGCAGCUGGCCAAUGGGGAACGCAUUAAAGUGAACGAGUUCAGUCAUUAUCCUUUGGAACCACCUUUCCCGCGAAAUCGUCUCCUAGAUCGCGCGCCAGGCUCGAUUUCCGAGGGGUUGGUUGAGACCAUCAACCCUGCCAUCGAAACGUUCUUCGAGCUCGUAGGAAAGGGAAGGCCCAAGACGUUACAGAUCUCGAUAAUUUUACGAAAUAAAGCCAUUCCUGGGCUGGAGAUCGAAUUUGACCAGGAUGACCGUGCUCACGAGUAUUGGUUUACCAUGGACCUUCCGAAUCUCAUCGAGAAAUUACGUACUAUGCACACUGCUGGUGGCGUGGAUGUGAUAUGGAAAGGCGAACGUUUCAAGCCAAUGUUUCUAGAGGCACGAGAGGGUAUUGAAGCGCACUGGGAGAUUGUGGGUGUGGAAGAUUAUGACUUUAAACGGAAUAACCGCCCUGGGACAAAAAGUUUCCCAUGGGUGCGCUUCACAUUGAGGGUGAAAGAGGUUCCGAAGCUUUUGUUGGCUCACGAGGCAAGCUCGCAUUGGCAUUGGGGAUCUUACAGUAUAAGGGAUGAUCUCGCUCUUAUGCAUUUUCAUGUGGCAUAG